CCAGGGAGGCUAGCGGAGCGCAGAGGAGGAGCGGCGCUCAGAUGGAAAUGGCUCUCUCCAGGGGUUUGAGAUGCUGUCAGAGGGUUUUCUCCUGGAUCCCUGUCCUCAUUAUCACCGCCGUUGUGCUCUGGUCUUAUUAUGCUUACGUGUUUGAGCUGUGUCUUUUUACUAUCAGUAACGCGCUGGAGAAAGCGGUCUAUCUGCUGGUAUUUCAUGUCUGCUUUGGGAUGUUCUCCUGGACAUACUGGAAGUCCAUAUUCACCCCUCCUGCUACACCAUGCAAAAAGUUCCAGCUGUCAUACUCAGACAAGCAACGAUACGAGAUGGAGGAGAGACCAGACGCUCAGAAGCAAAUCCUCGUCGAGAUCGCAAAGAAACUACCCAUUUUCACCCGAACCCAGUCUGGAGCUAUCAGGUUCUGUGACCGCUGCCAGGUACUGAAGCCUGACCGCUGUCACCACUGCUCCGUUUGUGAAACUUGUGUCUUAAAGAUGGACCAUCACUGUCCCUGGGUUAACAACUGUGUCGGUUUUUCCAACUACAAAUUUUUCCUACUUUUCCUUGCCUACUCUAUGCUGUACUGUGUAUUCAUCACAGCAACUGUCCUUCAGUAUUUUCUCAAAUUCUGGGUGGGGGACCUGCCAAAUGGACCUGCAAAGUUCCAUAUCCUCUUCCUCAUGUUUGUUGCACUCAUGUUCUUUGUCAGUCUCAUGUUUCUCUUCAGUUACCACUGUUGGUUAGUGGCCAAGAACAGAUCCACUUUAGAGGCCUUCUCAGCUCCAGUAUUUGCCAGUGGACCUGACAGAAACGGGUUCAGUCUUGGCCUACACAAAAACCUGCUGCAAGUGUUUGGAGAAGACCGCAAACUGUGGUUCAUCCCUGUUUUCACAAGCCAAGGGAAUGGUCACUACUUUCCUCUAAGGAGUCAGAGCUCUGAAUCCCAUAACCCCUUGUUAGCUAACGAGGACAUGUGGGAUGAGUCAGAUGAUGGUUCAGAAGGAAGUUUGGUUGAGGACGCAGACCCCUCUGUUACUAUCGAGAUGGACGACUAACCUGCACAUGCACAGAUAAUACUUACUUUUAUCAAACACUUUGUUAUGAUGUGUUUGCAUUCCAAAUAAUAUGGAAGUUGGGGAAAUGCUGGAGAUGGUGAGUGGGAGACGGUCUGCAUUACGAUUUUUUUGGGUUUUUUUUUGCCAAUUUUCAAUUAAGUUUCACAUGAUGAGGAAAGAUAACUUAGAUGGCUGACAAGUUGCAGUACCAAUAAUGGUUUAUUUAAGAAGAAAACCUAUUACCUCAGUAAAAAGGAUGUUAUUUAUUAUUGGUUUGUUGGUGAUGCUGUGUGGUACAGUGCUAUUUUACAUGCCUCUGUUUCACAGCUGGGCUGCGUUUACAGUGUUGCACCUUAACAAUCCUUCUCAGCAGGAGGGGAGGUAUUAAAAUCCACCCUGAGGCCUGCGGAGGUCUAGCGUAGGGACCCAGCUGGCCAAUCAGUUUGACGUUUCCCCCAGUGUAACGUAGGUUUUAAUUUUACUCUAACAAAAGGUUAUAAGCAUAUUAGAAGAUCUGACUUGACCUGCGCCUUACAUAAGUAUUCCUGUGUGCUUUGGAGAAAUUUCUCCUGAGAAUGUAUCAUCGCAUCACCCUUUCCAGGCAAGCUGUGGAGUUUUUGAAAAAAAAAAAAGCGGUUUUCCAGUGAAGUCAACAAUGUUAUCUGAUUGGACAUAUCACAGCAAACAGAAAAACUAUAAGCAAGCACUGAUUAAGCUUUUUACAGCAUAGCUUCAUUGCAGGCCGAACAUAUUGUUUCUUCUUUUUGAAGGAAGUAAUAUUCUGAAUAUCUUGUAUAUCAUGACUUAGAUGCUGUUUGCUGAACUCUGGCGUGCGCUCAUUGGACAUGAGCACACGCUAUCCAUCAUACCAGCUAUCCUCAUUCAUUAUUGUACAUAUUUAUUAAACCAGUUCUCGUCAACUUACUGAUGGAGAAGGGUGAUAUUCUGCAUUGUUUUAAUCUUUGUAAAAUUUUAAUAAUUUAGAAAAACAUUGCUGGAUCUCCUGUAUAACUCUUAAUUUCUGUACUUAAACCUUACUUAUAAGCCUAAAAAUAAGAGCUUGGCCUUUAAUAAGCUUUGAUGCUGUUCCAUCUGGACACUUUAAAAUGCUUCCCAGCUGUUUAAACCCAUAUCCAAUGCUGCUCCAGUGACAAAUACUUAUCUUGAUUUUUUUUUUAAACCAUGUUCAAAGUGUGUAUAAAGCAUAAUGAAAUAUUGAUGAAGUUGAUGUCAAGUGUAUCAUAGUCUUGUCUAUUUAUUGUUACAUUCCUUUUUUCCUGUAUGUUUGUUCAUUGAUUUAUACCUGCUGCAGGCAGUGUCUGUAUAUUUUGAUCCUUUUGUGACAAACUUUAAAGUGGUGUGCUUUUCUUAAACCAUGAUGUAUAAAAUCCAUGAGAUUAUUUGCAGCUAAGAGAUGAAUUUAAACGUGGUUCCUUUUUCUUUAACUGUUUCGAGUAUGGUGAAUGGUGCUUCCACAUUUUUUUUUAAACCAUUACCAACGUACAAAGAAAAACCCACCUCAAUCCACUUUCAUGUACUGUUCUGUCUGUAAACAAAUAUAAAUUCUUUAUUGAUUCAUCUCUUCAUACAAUGCAAAAUAAAAUGAUCCAUGUUUUAA
This is a messenger RNA of Xiphophorus hellerii (green swordtail), 2670 nucleotides long. RefSeq names its product zDHHC palmitoyltransferase 15b (gene zdhhc15b). Lineage: Eukaryota; Metazoa; Chordata; Actinopteri; Cyprinodontiformes; Poeciliidae. Gene Ontology annotation, molecular function: palmitoyltransferase activity. Bases 42 to 1052 code for a protein of 336 amino acids. The transcript has 11 exons. The record is from RefSeq and is a predicted model, not a curated record.